This is a messenger RNA of Hibiscus syriacus, 744 nucleotides long. Its product is annotated as microsomal glutathione S-transferase 3-like. NCBI's taxonomy places the organism in Eukaryota, Viridiplantae, Streptophyta, Magnoliopsida, Malvales, Malvaceae. The record is from RefSeq and is a predicted model, not a curated record. The transcript has 3 exons. Gene Ontology annotation, molecular function: glutathione transferase activity; glutathione peroxidase activity. Gene Ontology annotation, cellular component: membrane; nuclear envelope; endoplasmic reticulum. Bases 102 to 530 code for a protein of 142 amino acids.
GGAAGUAGAAAGCGAUAGGGUUUGGCUGCCGUUGCUAAAGUGGAUAAGAGGCAUUUAGAGCAUACAAAUCGAAGGAGAGAAGUUAAACUAAUUGCAGAUCCAUGGAGUUUUUGGCGAAAGAAUACGGGUACGUAGUGUUAACGGUGGUUGCUUACUGCAUUCUCAGCAUAUGGAUGGGAAUCCAAGUGGGGAUCGCACGCAAGAAGUAUAAGGUCUAUUACCCGGCUCUCUACGCUCUCGAGUCCGAGAACAAAGAUGCGAAGCUCUUCAAUUGUAUUCAGAGAGGGCACCAGAACUCGCUGGAGAUGAUGCCAAUGUUCUUCAUACUGAUGGUUUUGGGAGGGAUGGCUCAUCCUUGCAUCUGCGCCGCGCUAGGAGGUUUGUACAUCGUCUCCCGUUAUUUCUACUUCACCGGAUAUUCCUCCGGUGACCCUCAGAAACGUCUCACCAUCGGGAAAUAUGGGUUUUUGGCUUUGCUGGGCCUCAAGAUUUGCACCAUUUCAUUCGGAAUAAAUCUACUUAGAGGUUGAUUUUUCCUCAUCUUUGGCUUUUACUCUCAACACCAAAUAAUUAGCCCCCGUCAAUGCUAGGAUGAUACCGUAUGUUUUAAAAGCUGAAGCAGUCUUCUUAUGUAUGUUUUUAUGUGUUCUUUUCACAACUUGCUCCUAAGUUUGUUGUUUAGCUUCCUUAACCUCAUCGUGUAUUACUAUGGUUCAAGCGAAUCCAUGAAUAGUUUUUCUUUGA